UUGAAUUAUUACUUCAUCUUGUUUUCCAAUAUGGCGCCGUCUGUGCUAUGAGAUGACAACAUCGUAGUUUGUGUCGGAUUUGUCAUAAUCAAAAUUUGUUUUAGUCGAUAUUAAUUUAUCUACCUCAUAUGUUCAAAGAAAAUCGGUAAUUCUAACGAUAGUUACAUAAUCGUGCCACGCUUGUUAAGGAAUCAUCCAGUCGAUGCGUCCUUCUGUGAGAAAAGUACUUAGCUGCCGUAAAAAUGGCGGGUGUAUCUUUACUGAUUGUGUUUUCAUAUCAUUCGGAGAAAGUAAAAGAAUAGGCUAAAAGUGAUUGUAGUCUCGUAUUGAGUGUCAGUUAUAUUACGUAUAGUAGGACGGCAUGUUUUGUAUAUUGCUGUUUUGACAUUUGAAGAGGUGAUUGAUUCGGGAGAAACGGUGCAGGUGUCAUCGUUUUAAUGAAAUUAUCAGUAUGUCGCGCUGGGGCAGAGGCCGAGGCGGCAGUGUGGCCGUGCCGCUUGAUAGUGCCCUGUUUAGAGAAAAUAGUAAUUGCCCGACGGCCGCUCGCUCAGCGGGCACGGUCGGGAAGUGGGGAAUCACAAGCUUUACGUCGAUUAGAAGCGCUCCUUACGCCUUCACCAGUAAUGUUCUUAAAAAGCCAGUCCAAGAUCAGAACAGUCCGCUGACAGUGCCUGCGGUGGAAACAGAUCAACCCCCACCUAAACCUAAGAAAUUUUUCAAAUCGCGCAAUGCAGAGCCUUUCCCGCCUGUUCCUCAAAUUACAUAUGCACCACCAGUACCUGCAGCUCCAUUAUCCCCGGAGCACCCUUCGAAUAGCAAAGAAAAGAAAGCUACCAAAAGAAGUAGAGUGUACAACAGAGACUCUUCAUCGCCAGAAUUGCCUCGACGGAACUCUGAAAAGGCUAAAGCUAGAAAAAGUUCUGUGGCUACAAAGGCUGCCAAGAAAGCAGAACCACAGCCUGAAAAUGCUCAACCUAGGAGUACACGGUACUUGGUUCGCAAUCGUGAUAAAGUAAUUAACUAUGCUGAAGAUGGCAGCAACAGUCCCAUUCCUGAGUUUUCACGAUAUGAAUCAUUAGCUCCAAGACUAUCAUCACCAAAAACAAGCCCGUUAGUCUCAAGCCCUGUGCCCCCUAAAGUUGAAGUGGCCAGUCCCUCAACUAAUAAAGAAGUGGUGAGCCCCUCUACGAGCAAAGAUGGUAAUGAAGAAAGAAAACCACCUCCUAUUGUACUAAGAAUAUCAAAGGGUACAUCGAGGAUAGUCAGUACUGAUUCUAAUGAAGGUUUCACAUCACCUGGUUCUGACAGGCAUUCAUCUAUGGACAUGCAUUCAGAUCUUGGUUUAGAUCACAAAAAAAGCCCAUCAAUGGAAACAAUAUGUUCACCAAAACAUGAGGGUCUUAAAAUCACUAUCAAAUGUAGUGGUCUCAGCCAAGAAAGCAAAAAAGAAAAGAAAAAGGAUAAAAAAGAACACAAGUCUCAUAAGAAACAUCACAAAGCCAGUAUAGACGAAGAUGCCAAAAAAGCUACAUCGCCAUUGCCUGGUUCAGACACAUAUGAUCUUUACAAGACCCUUGCCUCUCCAGGUCAUGACAGUGACAAGGACAGAAAUAAAGCUCCAAGUGGGGAAGAUGAUAUUGAGUCUCAACUAGCAAAGCUCGAUUCCACUGGGUUGUCACAUAAAUCUCCCAGGAUAGAUGUGCUACCAACAGAGCCACCACCAGAUCCUAAGCCCCCAGAGGGUGGUAGGGCCCGUCGAGCUAGACAAGUCAUUAACUACAAUGAGAAUGAUGAUUACUUGGAUAAAUUGACUUCUGGCCAUUCAAGCAAGCAAACCGUUAAAACAGUCAGUGACCUUAAAAAAGAAAGUAGAAGAGGGAGAAAGAAACAUGAAGCUGCUGUGCUAGAGGCCGCUGCAGCAGAGAAUGAAAGCAAAGCAGAAUCUCAUGUAGAGAAGAAUGAUUUGAUUGAUAUAUUGUCAGGUUCAAAUGUAGAUGAGGGGAAAACAGAAGUCAAGCACAAGAAGCAAAAGGCUAAAGCAUUACAAAACAAGCACUCAAGCCCUGAUUAUGGAGCUGACCUGUCCCAGGAGCCCACGCAUGAACAAGAAGAUAACCAGCAUGAGCCUUUAGAAGAUGAACAAAUGGAAACUGCACCUGAAUCUAAUAUAAAUGAUGCAGGAAGUCACUCACAACCUCCCACUCAAGCUACGGAUUCUGAUUAUAAUAGUUGUCCAACUGAAUUCUCAGAGGAUGAUUCUCAAAAGAAUCAACAGGAGGAUGUAUUUAAAUCACCACAUGGCAUUGAUGAUGACCAUGUUGAAGACAAACCUAGUGUGAAAUUAGUUAUAACCAAAAAGAAGGGUUCUAUAUUCAAGAGCAAAUCACUUGUUAAUGAUAAUCCAUCCCCACUACCAGCAAGGAAAAGACGCCAUUUAUAUAAACAUGAAUGGGCCAAUGAUAAGGGAAAUGAAACUCCCCGGCCUGAGCAGCCCGAGAACAGUGAAGUAAGGAACCCAGCCAGCCAGGUGCCCGAAGAGCUCACAAAGGUCACAAGGUAUAGGGCACCCGAUCCCAUUAUGGAUGACCCAACAUCCAUUGAAGCUGUCAAGCCCUAUACCAGUGUUAGGUGUGCUAAAGAAGCUAAGGAGUAUUACACAGUAGUGAGAAAUGUGAAGAAGGCACAUCAAAUACAGGAGAUUGGAGAGUACCAAGAAUUUAAUGAUGAUGUGGAUUACCUUCUAGAUGCAUUACAGGACAACAACCCGAUAUCGACGCGCUGCCUGUCCGCCAUCACGCUCGCCAGCAAGUGCACGGCGCCCGCGUUCCGCAUGCACCUGCGCGCGCACGGCACCGUGCAGAAGUUCUUCAGCGCGCUGCACGACGCCACCAACGACCAGAGCUUGGGCCUGUGUACGGCGACGGUCAUGUUUGUGCUGUCCCAAGACCGACUCAACAUGGAUCUGGACCGGGAGUCUUUGGAGCUCAUGUUAAAUUUGCUCGAAUCUGAUGUAUCUCACAAAAAUGCGCUGGAUGACUGCGGGCUCACGUCUGCCCAACUGGCAAAGACGCAAGAGCGGGUGCGGGAGCUGUGCGCGGAAAUCAAGAGCCAAGGGAAAGCCAAACAUUUAGAUUUGGAUAACAUUACCGUGGGUCACUUAGCCAUGGAGACGCUACUAUCGCUGACUUCGAAGCGCGCCGGCGAGUGGUUCAAGGAGGAGUUGCGCGUGCUCGGCGGCGUGGACCACAUCGUGCGCACCAUCGAGGACUGCGCGGCGCGGCUGGAGGCGCCCGCCGCCAGCUGGGGCCCGGCCGACGUGGACGUGCUGAGGAAGGCCGACCGCUGUCUGCGCGUGCUGGAGAACGUGACGCAGCAGAACGAGGACAACCAGCUGUACCUGGUGGGCGAGUCACUAGGCGCAGCGCGCACGUUCUGCGCACUGUUCCGGCGCUGCGCGGGCGAGGCGCGCGCCGCGGCCGGCCGGCUGCAGCUCGCGCUGCUCGACGCCGCGCUGCCCGCCGUCAAAGUGCUCGUCAACCUGUCGCACUCCUUCUCCCCCAGCAACGUGUCUCCCGGCGCGCUCGUUAUAGGCGAGCAGUCGGGCGUCAUGGAGAUGUGCCUCAUCGUCCUCAACAACCAAGAAAACUUCAUACCAGAUAGCAAAAACUUCGAGUUCAGUGUUUGUGUGUUGCUGCUGCUCAUAAACCUGGUCCAGAAUAACGAGGAGAACGCGAACCGGUUACUCAACGUGCGCAUCCGCGUCGACACCGACGAGGACGUCAUCUCGCGCACCGUCUCCGCGCUGGACCUGAUCGUGGACCUCUUCUACAAGCGGGUUGACCUGGCCAGGAGAGCCGAAGAAAAUACAGAUGCUUUGCUAGAUGGCGAAAAGGAAUCUGAUGGUGAGACUGACAAGAAAAAACAACCAGAUGACAUCGACGAAACUGUUGCGAAACUGCUGGCGCGUGCGGGCACCCACAUGGAGCACACGAUGGUGGGCGCGUACACGGCGCUGCUGCUGGGGCACACGGCCGUGCUGAGCGCCGCGCACGCCGCCGCCGUGCGCCAGCGCGUGCCCAGCUACGCCGCGCUGCUGCCCACGCUCAAGAAGUACUACAACUUCCUGUCGCUGACCGCCAGUGGCGAGGCGAUGAUAGUGGCGCACGUGAAAGCGACGCACCUGAUCAUCAAGUUCAUGGAGCGGAGCGACGCGGAGGCGCCGGGCGCGGCGUACCCCGCGCACUACUACGGCUCCUCGCCGUCCGACGUGCCGCAGGACAUGUCGCUCAGCGGCCUCAACUACUGCCGGCCACAGCCCGACCGCAUGUCCUCGUGAACGUGCCCCGA
Molecule: messenger RNA, 4347 nt
Organism: Cydia amplana
Lineage: Eukaryota; Metazoa; Arthropoda; Insecta; Lepidoptera; Tortricidae
Gene: wapl
Product: protein wings apart-like
Exons: 14
Coding region: 452-4336 (1294 amino acids)
Source: RefSeq, a predicted model, not a curated record